GAAGCUGAGCUCGUCUGGAUCCACCAUGGCCUGGGCCCCUCUGCUCCUCACACUGGUCACGUACUGCUCAGGUUCGCUCGCCCAGUACGUGCUGACCCAGCCGCCUGCAGUGUCUGUGUCUCCAGGGCAAAAUGCUCAACUCACCUGCACAGGAGAAAAGAUUGACAAAUACUAUGUGCAGUGGUACCAACAGAAACCUGGCCGUGCCCCCGUACUCGUCAUAUACAAGGACAGUGAGAGACCCUCCGGAAUCCCCGAUCGAUUCUCCGGGGCCAGCUCCGGUAACACGGCCACGUUAACCAUCACUGGAGUCCAGGCGCAGGACGAGGCUGAUUAUUACUGCUCAUCCCAAGCAGGAAGCGUCUCCAGCUCCGUGUGUCACUGUGCGUAUGUCUUCGGCGGUGGAACCCAGUUGACCGUCCUUGGUCAGCCAAAGGCAUCUCCUACCAUGCACCUCUUCCCUCCAUCCUCGGAAGAGAUCAAAACAAAGAGCAAAGCCACACUGGUGUGUCUGCUGGGCAGCUUUUACCCAGGCUCAGUCCAAGUCACCUGGAAAGCUGACGGCAAGCAGCUGUCUACUGGAGUGGAGACGACCAAGCCAUCCAAACAGAGUGACAACAAGUUCAUGGCCAGCAGUUACCUGUCUCUGGAUGCAUCAAAGUGGAAGAGCCAUGAGACCUACACCUGCCUGGUGACACACGAUGGGAAGAACUUCGAGAAGUCCCUGAAGAGCUCAGAGUGUUCUUAACCCUUUCACCCCCAGAGGGCUCGGCCAGUUCCCAGAUCAGUCACUAGAGAGUUUCCCAAAAGAGCUGGGAUCAGUCUGUAGCAUCACCUUAAUGCUGAUCUCCAGCAGCUCUGCUUCCUGUUUGAUGUGGGGGAUCUUUGAUGAUCCCUUUGAUAUCUUCUUUUAGUCCCAUGUUCCCACUGCUCUCAUCCCUCUGCAUUCCCUGGAAUUCUCCUUCCUGCUUUAGUCUCUGAUGCAGCCUUGUUAUGAUAUUAAUAAAACCAGAUACAUUCAGCUAUCGCUGUGUCUGUGAAGAGUUAAAAUUAUUGCCUCUUUCAAAUGUUUUUAAAAAGUUGUUUAUCAUGAUUCUGCAAUAAAAGAUGGACAUUUAUCUGCCAA
Molecule: messenger RNA, 1126 nt
Organism: Caretta caretta (loggerhead turtle)
Lineage: Eukaryota; Metazoa; Chordata; Testudines; Cheloniidae
Source: RefSeq, a predicted model, not a curated record